UCGGGUAUCGCGACACUUAGAAUCGGUUGUCGGCUUCACACACUUACAGUUUGCGUCAGCGUCUCUAAAACAACGCGAGAGCUGAAGCUGCCCGUGAAUGAGUGACAAGUGACAAGAAGGAAAAUGGAGGGGGUUAAGGAGGUCAGCGGUGAUAAUGAUGAAAAGAUUUUCAAUGCACCGGGGAAACAUAAAUCCAAAGUGUGGACUGUUUUUGGGUUUUACAAGAAGGAAGGGAAGCUCGACAGAAGCCGUGCUGUUUGUAAGCUGUGUAGAGCAUCCUUAACGUACACCGGCAGCACUACAAAUCUCGACCAGCAUGCUAGGAGGAGACACGGUCAGGAAUACAUCGGUGAGACCCGCACCAACGAGCAGGAGCGCACUGCAAGCAGUAGCACACAGCCGGUUAUUUCUAACAUGUUUGCGCAACUUGGUCAAAACUCAGCACGUGCCAAGGAAAUCACAGCAUCAAUAACGCGUUUUAUCGCUAAAGGAUUAUGUCCGUAUAAUAUAGUUGAGUGGGAAGGAUUUCAGGAUUUGAUCCAUACAUUAGAGCCCAGGUAUAAGAUACCCUCCCGAAAUCAUAUCACCAACACGUGCAUGCCAGCGUUGUAUACACAAGUUAAGAGCCAAGUUGAAAAAGAACUGGCAAAUGCAGAGCGAGUGGCAAUAACAAGUGACGCUUGGACGUCAUGUGCAACGGAGUCUUAUGUGACGAUCACAGCCCACCACAUCACUCCGGAUUGGACGUUAAAUGUUCAUGUGUUGCAGACCAGGGCAUUCAAAGGAUCUCACACUGGAAAGAAUAUUGGUGCUCUACUGAAACAGGCAUGUAUUGACUGGAAACUUUUUGAUAAAGAGCCAGCCCUGGUAACGGACAAUGCUUCAAACAUGGUUUUAGCUGGCGUGGAAGCAGAGAUGAGCCCUCACCUCAUGUGCUUCGCACACACUAUAAAUCUGGCCACACAGAAAGCCUUCAAAGUGGACACAGUAGAAAGGUUGCUGGGAAGGGUGAGGAGAGUGGUUGGCUUUUUUCACCGCAGUGUCAGAGCAGCAGAAAUUUUACAAGACAAACAGAAACAACUGGCCUUGCCUAUCCACAAACUCAUCCAAGAUGUGUCCACCCGUUGGAACAGUUCCCAUGACAUGCUUGAACGCUUACUGGAACAACAGCCUGCCAUUUCUGCUGCACUCAUGUCCAGGGAUCUCAGAAGAGGAGAAGAGGUUAACACUCUUAAGGACAAAGACUUCUGCGAUGUUGUAGAUAUUGUGAAGCUGAUGGCGCCGGUCAAACUUGUGACCACCAGCAUGUGUGAAGACAAGCGGCCCACACUCUCAAUGAUUUGUCCUGUCAGAGCAAAGCUUAAAAAGAACUUUGAAGCAUCAGAUGAAGACUCAGCGGUAAUCAGAGAGAUGAAACAAGCAUUCAGAAAUGACUUGGAGAAGCGCUACACUGGCCUGGAUGAUCUGUUCUACACUGCAGCAGCUCUGGACCCCCGCUUCAAGUCUCUGCCCUUCCUGACUGACCAUGAUGCUGAGCGGACGUUCACAAGCAUAACAGCAGAAGCUACAUCCCUGCAUAACAAGGCAACAGGGGAUCCAAUUCAGAGAGGCCCACUGCAGACAAAUCCAUGUCAGACUGAACCUGCCCUUGGAGAUCUGGACAUUAGCAUUGAUGCACCCCAGACCCAAGAUGAGCCUAAAGAUGAUGACCCUCCUCUCAAAAAGAAGAAAAUGUCAGCGUUGGACCAGCUGUUGGGAAAAGACUUUGAAGUGAGGAUGGGAGCUAGAUCUGUAAGAGACAAGGCCAACGAAGAAGUCAAGAGGUACAGAGAGCGUCAUCUGUUGUCCCUGCAAAAAAACCCACUGCAGUGGUGGAAAGAGCAGCAGGACUUGCCACUGCUGUCGUCUCUGGCUAAAAAAUACCUCUGUAUCCCGGCCACCAGUGUGGCAUCUGAGCGGGUGUUUAGUACUGCGGGAGAUAUUGUUUCCUCUAAACGCAGUCUACUCAAACCUGAGCACGUGGAUCAAUUGAUAUUCCUGAAGAAAAACCUGUCCCCCAAAAACAACAAGGAUAGUGAGACUUGA
Molecule: messenger RNA, 2085 nt
Organism: Gadus macrocephalus (Pacific cod)
Lineage: Eukaryota; Metazoa; Chordata; Actinopteri; Gadiformes; Gadidae
Product: E3 SUMO-protein ligase ZBED1-like
Exons: 3
Coding region: 124-2085 (653 amino acids)
Molecular function (GO): protein dimerization activity; DNA binding
Source: RefSeq, a predicted model, not a curated record